Molecule: messenger RNA, 2501 nt
Organism: Coffea eugenioides
Lineage: Eukaryota; Viridiplantae; Streptophyta; Magnoliopsida; Gentianales; Rubiaceae
Product: F-box/WD-40 repeat-containing protein At5g21040
Exons: 1
Coding region: 583-2256 (557 amino acids)
Cellular component (GO): preribosome, large subunit precursor
Molecular function (GO): protein binding
Source: RefSeq, a predicted model, not a curated record
UCUCUCUUCGAUUUCCACAAAUAUCCAAUUUUUUUGUUUUCCAAAUUCCAAAAGAAAAAUCAUCAAAAUCAAAACAGGAGAUAGCCAUCCUUCCCUAAAGAAAGGUACCCUUUGCACUCAAUUUCAAUUCACACCCUUUAGCGGUUUCUCAUCUCCUCUUUUAUUCUUUGAAUUUCUGUGCUUUUUUUUUCAUUUUUAAUUUUUGAAGACAAUUUCAUCGACCCUUUGAUUUUCUUGUCAAGAAAAUCGGGUACAAUCUGAAAAGAUAUAUAACUCGAGUUUGAGAGUAGUUCCAGUAAUCAUUAGUCUUUGUAAAACUAGAGUUUGACUUUCUAAAUUAGGAUACUUUUUUCUGAUCUUCUACGGGGUGUGAUUGAAUUGGGUGUUUUUUUACAAGGUUUUCUUGUAAUUUGGUGACUUGGGUUUUCUCUUUAGGUUGAAUCUCUACUUUAGUUUGUACCUUGAGGUUGUGAUUGAAUUGGGUUUUUGUAGUUUUGCUGAUUUUAGGGAAUUUGUUUGUAUAUAUUGUUAGGUUUAAGGUUCCUUUUUGGAGGUUAGAUCUUUAGGAGCAAAAACAUUUUUAUGGCAUUUGAAUGCCAAAAGGAUACUGGGAUUUGUUUGAAAAAGGAUUUAGCGGAUUUUUCAGAUAAUUUUGCUGAUCAAGAAGUUGAUACUGAUCAAAUAAUUACAUCUAACAAUCAAAAGAAAGUCAUAUUUGAGUUUGGAAAAGUAAAACCCAAAUCAAGUUUUCAUGCAAAAGGUGGGAACUCGAGCUCAACUAGCGAAAGUUUGGUGCCUGCUGCUGAGGUUUUGCCAAAUUCGUGUCGGUCGAUUACUGAUCUUCCUCAAGCCUUGAUAUCUGAAAUCCUCAACUGCUUAGACCCUAAGGAGCUUGGGAUUGUUUCUUGUGUUAGUAAAUUCUUGUAUUGGCUUGCAUCUGAGCAUGAUGUGUGGAAGGAGUUCUAUUGUGAGAGGUGGGGGCAUCCGAUAACUCCAGCCUUAGAGCUGGAGGAUACAGAUGAGAGGUCGUGGAAGGAGCUCUUCGUGGAGAGGGAGUUUCGUAGUAAAACAUUUCUGGGGCGUUAUAGUAUUGAUGCGCUGUAUGGGCACACGGAAGCUGUGAGAACUGUGUUUGUUCUGGCAUCGAAGAAACUUAUUUUUACGUCAGGGUAUGAUCAGAUAGUGCGGAUGUGGAACAUGGAAGAAGGGUUGUCUAUUGCAUCGUCCCGCCCUCUUGGCUGCACAAUUCGUGCUGUUGCUGCUGAUGCAAGACUCUUGGUAGCUGGUGGAACAGAUGGAUUUAUACAUGGGUGGAGGACAGAGGAUGGAAAUCCUCAUCUGUUUGACCUGAAGGCUCAAAACCAAAACUUGGAAUUCCGUCUUUGGGAGCAUGAAGGGCCAAUUACAUGUGUUGCGUUGGAUUUUACUAGGAUUUAUAGUGGUUCUUGGGAUAUGACAGUACGUAUUUGGGAUCGAUCUACUUUGAAAUGUCUGAAUGUUCUGGUGCAUAGUGACUGGGUUUGGAGCCUUGUUCCUCAUGAAAGUACUGUGGCAACUGCUGCAGGUUCAGAUGUUUAUAUCUGGGACAUUAAUACAGGGAUGCAACUUGCUGUUAUCAACAAUGCUCAUGUUGGGAAUUCUUAUUCUUUGGCACGAAGUCACACUGGAAAGCUGUUAUUUACAGGAGGUGAAGAUGGAGCCAUUCAUAUGUUUGAGGUUACUACUAAUUUGGGUUGUAAGGUUCAGAAGAUCGCAAAAUGGAUUCCUCACACUGGUCCUGUUUUUUCUCUUGCAUUUGAGUUCCCUUGGCUUGUUUCAGCAUCUAGUGAUGGGAAGCUCUCACUGAUUGAUGUCAGAAAGCUUUUGAAGAUGAGCAGGGAUUCGUUGACUGAAAAAUCUUCCAAGGUUGUUCACCUGGAUGAGAAAAAUGUAGAGCCUCCACAGAGGAUGCUUCAUGGAUUCGGGAGUAAUUUGUUCUCAGUGGAUGUUGGUCCUGAUCGUAUCGUUUGCGGAGGUGAAGAAGGUGUUGUCAGGAUCUGGAACUUCUCUCAAGCAUUGGAGAUUGAGAAGAGGGUACGUGCGUUGCGAGGCUUAAGAUUGGAAAACAGAAUGAGGAGGCGUAAGCUCCAGACUGAAAUGAGUUCAAAAACUGGCCGGAGUGACCAAUGUUCAGUUGCAGCUAAGAAAAAUCAAAUUGGCGGUGACAGGAAUAGCUGGCACAACAGGCGUAGGGUGAGUGGGAAAUUGAAGGCUUGAAGAGAACUUCUGAUUGUCUUUAAGAUCUGCCUGCUAUUGAAGUUUCUCUGUUUUCUAAUCAUUUAUCUUAUGGUCUAGUUUCCAGGUGUCUCCUAAUUCUUAAUAUCGCUUUUGACAUAUUAAUCAUAUGGUUGCUGUCUCUUAGCAAUAGUGAACUGUAUUUUGGGUUCAACCGUCGUUUCUCUUAACCCUUUUACUUAUAAAAUAGUGCUUUCUUCUGAGCUGAGAGGUUCAAACCCGAUCAA